Molecule: messenger RNA, 953 nt
Organism: Octodon degus (degu)
Lineage: Eukaryota; Metazoa; Chordata; Mammalia; Rodentia; Octodontidae
Gene: Phf5a
Product: PHD finger protein 5A
Exons: 4
Coding region: 54-386 (110 amino acids)
Biological process (GO): mRNA splicing, via spliceosome
Cellular component (GO): precatalytic spliceosome; catalytic step 2 spliceosome; U12-type spliceosomal complex
Source: RefSeq, a predicted model, not a curated record
AAAGGUCGGACGGAAGUCACCGAAGCUUCCGGCAGCCCUCUUGGGUGGUCGUUAUGGCUAAGCAUCAUCCGGAUUUGAUCUUUUGCCGCAAGCAAGCUGGCGUUGCCAUCGGAAGACUGUGUGAAAAAUGUGACGGCAAGUGCGUAAUCUGUGACUCCUAUGUGCGUCCCUGCACCCUGGUGCGAAUAUGCGAUGAGUGUAAUUAUGGCUCUUACCAGGGGCGCUGCGUGAUCUGUGGAGGCCCAGGAGUCUCUGAUGCCUAUUAUUGUAAAGAGUGCACCAUCCAGGAGAAGGACCGAGAUGGCUGUCCGAAGAUCGUCAACUUGGGGAGCUCUAAGACAGACCUCUUCUAUGAACGCAAAAAAUAUGGCUUCAAGAAGAGGUGAUUGGCAGGUGGCCCCUGCCUCCCCCAUGAAGCUGCUGCAGCUGCCAGAAAAGACACCCACACCCACCAGCACAGACCUGGGCCCACCCACCACACUCGCCUGCCCCUGUGCUGCCGCCUCACCACCCUCCCCCCUCCCUGGCACGGGCCGGGGUGGGCUCAGAAGAGGAUUCUUCACAGAGCACACCGGCCGGCCACCCAGGGAAAACUGAUAGAUUAGUUCAUGGCUUUCUUUAACUCUUGUGCAGCAAGGCUGUUCUCCACACUGAUGUGUUCUCUGUAUUCCAGGAGCUAAGAAGCAGGAGUCCCUUCCUUCCGGUCUUGUGACAUAGGGCUAACUCUGAAGCCCUCCCUCCCCCAGUGCCCAGCAUGUCCCUCAGCAGCUCAGCUAGAUGGCAGUUGUCCUUGAUGACCCUUCAGAGUGUGGCAGAGAGCUAUCAGGACAGUCAUUGUGAUGCAAGCAUUUACUUGUGUAGCACCGGGUGGUGUGGGUUUCAGGUUUUCUUAUGAAAAUUGGAAGCUCUUUCUGUUGCUAUUAUAUUAAUAAAGUUGGUGUUUAUUUUCUGGU